This is a messenger RNA of Lingula anatina, 3212 nucleotides long. RefSeq lists its product as uncharacterized. NCBI's taxonomy places the organism in Eukaryota, Metazoa, Brachiopoda, Lingulata, Lingulida, Lingulidae. The record is from RefSeq and is a predicted model, not a curated record.
CUUACAUAUCGGGACAAUUUGGUAGCGAUGUGAAAAACCAACUCCUAAUCGAUGCAUAAUUGGGUUCAAGGCGGGUCAGGUACCAUGCAUUCGAGAACCUCGUAAAAACAGCGAAAUAAAUAGUGGAUUCUCAUGUAUAAACCUAAAAAGUCAGUUCAACUUCAAGAGCCAAAGCACUCGAUGAUCCGUACAUUAUGUUUAGGAAAACACGCGAUUGACUGGCUUGGAAAAAGAACUGCGCAAUACUGAAUUGACUUACAAUUUGGGUUCUUCCACUAAUAGCGGCAUUCACAACGCCAGGAAAGGUCGAUUUGAUAAGGAAAUCAAAAGCACUUCACUUCCGAUAUCAUACAAUGUGCAAGGUAGACACUUUGAAUACAUUUUCUCCAUUUCGUUUUGGGGAAAGAAAGGCAUAGUCAUAUUUGCAUUUCUAGUUAUCUCGCUAAUAGCGCCUUUCUUUGCACGGCUGGAAUUAACACCCACAAAACUAACAGAGGACCGGACUCCCGUGGAUGACAAAUCUGAAUGCAUUUCAAAAUUUCUUGCUAAUUGCCUUUUUCUUUAACCCCCUAAUGGAUCUAACAGCGUCAAAGGCAACAGAGAGCCCGGUGUUCUAUUCUCUGGUAAAUGCAUGACACGUAAGGAAGCACGACAAAAGUCGGGGCAAAGGUGGCCGCCUCAUUACCCCGCCACUAUAUCGCCGCAGAGGACAUUGAGAGAGAGUUUCAAAUAGCAGAGAUCACCUUGAUAAUUACAACUUUUUCCAUUGUGUUCUCGGUGUGGAUGAAGGCGUUCUUAUAACUGUUUGUCUGAGGAUUAUUUACUUUUGACAUAGAGAUGUAAUUGGAAUCUGAUACGACUGAUUGAAUACCUUUUCUUCCAAGGUGCGCGAAGUCGGUCUGAUCAGAUGCGCCCUUUGUGCCCGGACCCCGAUUUUUCUGCCGCGUUGACUUAUAAUGAUCGUGGGGCGAUGGCUGACCCCGUGGCUUUUUAUUCUAUCAAUUCAAUCGAAUACUGUCACUCCUUUUACCCAUUCAGGCGGACAAGCCCUUCACACUGAGCAAAGAAGCCUCUCACUUCCAGCUAUUUUCCUCAAAAUAUUGAAAUUACAUGUAUAUGAAAUAACGGUCUUUGGCUUUUCUUCUUUGGUCAUUGUGCACGUUGGAGAAUGCGCUCACAGCUCUGAAUUUUUCUUCUUCGUUAAAACUGGCCAGCGGUAACUGCGGUGGGCAAAUCGGUGUGCGCACUAUCCCCGACGUCGCCCUGAGGAAUUUGACCAGCAAUUAGUACGCCGGGUCAGUUUAGCCAGUCUCUCAUAUGUGUUUUGCGACAUAUCUGACGAUUUGCUGCCGUCACAGUGGCUCCAUGUUGAGGUAUUAUUAGGCCCACGAGUACUGCCAAAAUUUUACCACAAGUAGGACUGUAAACCGCGUAGGACCAUUGAGAUUCUUAUUGAGAUGACCAUGGCAUCGCUUUUCUGCGUUAUCUACUUCGUAUGCUGUAUAGUUUUUUCUAUUGCAACAGGUUCUCCAGGUGACACAGACGCGCACAGCACUACUACUUGCUGUAUCAGAGAGAGCAAGAUAAUCAUCGCAGGGUUUGAUCUUCGACGAAGACCCAUCAUUUUGGAUAUUGGACAAUGCAAGAAGGGGUGCAAGGACGGAUCAACAGACGCACAGGCGGACCAUACCCCCUGUCCCCACCGGGGCACGUGUCGGCCCAACAGAACCAGGAUAGAGCAAGUGCGUCUGUACGGGCCGGAGAAAGAGUUCGAGGUUGUUGAGGAAUGCGCGUGCCUGGCCAGGCGCACUGGCUGUGGACGGCAGACACUGACACAGGUCCUGUUCCCUGAUUCACCUUACGAGGUAGAAGUGGAUGUUGGUGCGUGCCAAGGACAUUGUCACCAAGGUCAUGGAAGUUGCUCUCCUUUGAGGAACAGAACUAUCCAAGUGCCGGGCCCUAAUGGUGCAGAGUGCGUAAGCGUCAUUGAAGAGUGCCAGUGUGCUUCUCCAUGUUAUAGAGUUCAGCAUUUCCAAUCCUUUUACGACACAAAAAUAGAUGAUAAGACGUUUGAAAUUAAGAAAAUUGAAAGAAGGCUUGACGUCGGAAAGUGUGUAGGGAGUUGUGGAGAGAAUUCGAACACCUUUAGAUGUGUUAUGAGGUCCCCCGACAACGUGAAGGAGUGCCUUAUGUCCCUCCAGCACAGAGACAAGUCUUGUACAGCAAGCUCCUACUCUCAGCACACCUACACGGCGUCCGACCUCCGCCAAAGAACUCUGUUCUCUAUUAAAGACUGUGCCUGUCAGUAACAUGGGACAGAAGGGAGAUCAGGAACUUCUGUAACGUCUUAUUUCAAACGGAGCGAUUCGUAAAGAGAGAGACCAAGACUGACUAAUAUGCAGUCGCUCGUAAUGACUGAAAUGCCAAAGUCUGAGACAAAAACGGAAAAUGUCUUCGCGUAACAUGCUCGUUGUUGCCCGUAUGGUGUCGGGAACAGGGAAGAAAACUGUACUUGACACCAAGGUCUAUCUCAACAGCUUCAGAUAAAAUAUCAAUACAUUUUGCAAGAUAAGCAAAUAAAUAAAUAAUGCCCUAGAUGUAAGUUCAGUACAGUGUAAAAUACCAGGGGGAACCCUUAGAAUAGAUUCACAGGAUUACGUCGCCGUGCCGAUGGAUACAGCCUCACGUGCGUUCGGUCCCAGCUAAGAGCAGAUUUACCAAGCGUAAAAAAUCGGACUUGUUUUCGUUUUGAAAAGUACGUUUGAACAUCUCCGCUUCCAGCGACAGUAUCACGGCUUAACUGUCUGCGUUCCUGGUACGUGUACCUCCUUCACUCCGCUCCUCUCUGGCCGCGUGGUUCAGGUUCACAGAUUGUAUUGUCAUCGAGAGUUACGCGGUUGUAAAUAAUUUGUAAGGUCAAAUCGACAUUAAUUCCGCUUGUUUUUGCGUGAAAUAAAACUUUUGUAAAUAAUUCACUUGUCCUGUCGUUUCGAGCAAUAAAUCGUGCAUCUGGUUGUUGAUCUCGCUCCGACGAAUGAGUGGAGUGCAAAUGCAGUGUGAGCAAAAUAAGAUUACUUAGACGUAACUUUUACUCUCUGUUGUAAGACACGCAGUUUAGAUACAAUAAAAAAAUGAACCAAUGUGCACAUGUUACUGGAAGUGUCCUACUUAACCAUAAUUCUACAUCUCGAUUAUGUGGUACAUGUAGCUAC